CAGACUUCACUCUGCACACAACUCUGUUAGCUUUUAGAGACCUGCCUGCUGCUUCUCUUACGGGCUGAACACGUGUGGGCUGUUUAUGGCUUUAUGGAUGUUUUUAGAGAUAUGAUGAAGUAGGGAAUGCUGGACGAUGAAAGAAGGAUCCUAAUUUUGGAAGUGUCCAUCCCUUCAGUGUUUCCUGAUGCCUUCCUUCCUCACCUGUCCUUGUGUUCUGUCGCUGAAUCCUCUGUUUCUCCAAGCGUCCUUUGCGCUCACCCCCUCGUUUCCUCUUUCCCUUCCCUUCCAGAUGUUGACAACGCUCCUCUUCACCUUCACGCUCCUCUCCUCCCUGACCGAGGGCUCCCCAGAGCCGCGCCCGACCUUCAUAGACACGGACCCGGUCACAGGCAGGUCCCUGGAGUGCGACCGCUGCCCACCCGGGUCGUUUUUACGCGCGCCCUGCACGGAGACGCAGCAGAGCGUGUGCGCGCAGUGCCAAAACGGGUCCUUCACGGAGCUGUGGAACUACAUUGGGAAGUGUCUGAGGUGCGGGACGUGUGGACACAACGAGGUGGUGAGGACGGAGUGCACGACGGAGAGCGACUGCCUGUGUGAGUGCAGGCCAGGAUACUACAAGAGCCAGUACAGCAUGUGCCUGCAACACUCUGAGUGCCCCACCGGACACGAAGUGCUGACUCAAGGUUCAGCCAAUCAGGACACAGUCUGCCGAGCUUGUCGCAAUGGAACCUUCUCAGACGUCGUCUCUGCUGACAAGACCUGCGUGCAGCACAAGAGCUGCUCCGGGGGGCUGCAGCUAGUGCUGAGGGGCGCGGCGUGGCACGACGCCGUGUGCAUCGACUGCCAAGGGACCACGUCCAAAGACGGAGCCGACUACCUCAGAGAAAUCCUCCCGGCGUUCUUCGUCCAUCACAAAAUGUCCGUACGGAGGCUUCGUCACGUCCUGCGCAUUCUCCUGCUGGAAGACGGCAAAAGGCACGAAGGAAUCGCUACGCUUUACCUCCCAGAGCUCAAGCGGCGCAUCGACGCCUGGGUCGCCUCGGCCACCACGGCGCAGAUCCGCAAGAUUCCUUCCAUUCUGGCUAAAGCAGGAGCGGGCGGAGCGGCGGAGCGGCUGAAGAACAAGCUGCAAAGAAUCGACUCCAACGUGGGCGAGCUGUGCAGUUUGAAUAAUGAGAUUAAUAUGGUUUCACUGUAGGCUCAAGUUAUGUCGCGUAAACUAGCCAAAAUAACGAGGUACAUUAGAGUUUGAAGUAUAGAGAGGGUUCUUUAUCUAUGUCAAAAACUGCUGCUUCUUUAAAUAUGCACUCCCAGGACUUAGUACUUCUUGCAUCAAUCAGUAGAUUCAGCUGGUUAGAGCAGUCGUCCAUCCCCGCUUACAUUCCCCCUUUUCAGUGCACCGUGUUUCAUCAUCAUCUUCCUAAAAAGGAACAAAGCAUUCAAACUUGUCACCUUGCUUUAAACGACCUGUAGCGUUGUUUUAGCAUUUUUUUUAAAAACAUUCAGGAAUCAAAGGUGUAAAGAAAAUUAGAGGCAAUAGAGUUUUAAGGAGUAGCAUGUCGUGAUGUCCAUUUUUACUCAGAUCUCUGUGUCGAUUUUUUGGGGGGAUUGUUUGCUGCAAAGAUACUACUGUCGGAUGCUACUUGAAAUCAAAACUCAAAAUAAAGGAUUUGAAGUUUGCGAGUGAAAUCUGAAAUAUGCAUGCUCAAUACUGUAAACAUUCAAACACAUAGAUAACUGAACUACCCUCAGAAUUCAGAACCUUGGCCCACAGUGUAUCUACCUCUUCUCAUUUCUGCAGUCAGUCCCUGCUCAUCGCGUGUUGAGAUGUUUAUUUAUUCUUAAUUUAUAGAGGAAGAGGAGCGAGAGAAAACUUUGUUUGCCAUGCAUUAUUUUUGUAUUUUAAAAAAGAUUGUAUGAAAGUGAAAAUGGAUCACAUGUGGCUGAUUCUAACAACAUUAAAAUAAACCUGAUCCGCAUUCUGA
Notolabrus celidotus (New Zealand spotty) is the source of this 1988-nucleotide messenger RNA. Its product is annotated as tumor necrosis factor receptor superfamily member 6B-like. Lineage: Eukaryota; Metazoa; Chordata; Actinopteri; Labriformes; Labridae. The transcript is spliced from 3 exons. Gene Ontology annotation, molecular function: protein binding. The record is from RefSeq and is a predicted model, not a curated record. The coding region runs from base 188 to 1201 and encodes 337 amino acids.